Molecule: messenger RNA, 2515 nt
Organism: Paramuricea clavata
Lineage: Eukaryota; Metazoa; Cnidaria; Anthozoa; Malacalcyonacea; Plexauridae
Source: the annotation of a GenBank genome assembly
UGAAAUAUUAAAGCAAACAAAUAGAAAAUUCGCGAGGUAACAUUGGUAACCAGGUUUCUUUGUCAAAUCGCUUUUUGAGCUUUAUAUGAAAAAUCACUCCAAGUUCGUGUGAUUUUGUGAUUUCUUUUGCAAGCAAUGUCUCCUCUGACUUAGAAAAUAAAGUAGUAAAACUUUAAAUAAACAAACCUCAAGCUUUGCAGAAUUCCAGAACAAAUUAAAUUUGUCGCAAAUUAUCAAUUAUUAAUGCCUUGGAAAAUUCCUGGUCGGGGAACGGCCGAUAGUAUGCCGUUUAUCUCCACUGAAAGAACAGGCAAAAAACGACUUGUUUCCAAGGAUGGCGAUAUUAUGUUUGAAGUAAGAAAUGUGAACGAAAGAUGGCGCUUUGUUGUUGAUUUAUUCACAUCCCUGAUUGUCCUAAAAUGGCGAUGGGUCUUGCUAAUGUUCUGUGCAAGUUAUGUUUUGUCGUGGUUGGUUUUUGGCGGGUUAUGGGCUCUUUUGGUUGUCGCGUACGGCCCAGGGUACUGCGUUGACCAGGUAGGCAAUCAGAUAUUUUAAGUACUUUGAGAAAUUUUGGAAAAAUAUUAUGUUUAAAUAAGUGAUAUAAUUAUAUUAGAUAGUAGCUCAUUAGUAUUCUGGGAUAGUUAUUAAUAUCUAAUGGGUUGUGGUUUGUGGUUAAGAUUUUAUCAGCACAAGUUUUUACUAUACAAAAGAAUGGCCUAUAUUUUUUCAACUAAUAUUCGGUCCUGACUAGAAAGUUUGGAAAUUGCUCGGCCGGGAUUUCGAAAAUAGCUCACCCGAUAUAUUGGUUGCAUGUUACAAACUUUCCACACUGGUAUUCAGUCAUCAAAUUGGAAAUAUCAGAGGGAAAUGGCAUUGAAGUUGAAUAUCUGUCAAGGGUUAGCUGGUCAUGCGACUGCACAGAAAUUAAUUAUAAACAACAAGUUCAAAACCGUUUAAUUAUACAACUCAUUUUGCAUCGAUUGUAUAAGUGCACUUUGAUAUUGUAGCAGUUCAAUCUUAUUUAUAGCAGUAAUCAAUUACUUUUUAACAAGUAAUUCGUAAUUAAUUACUUUUGAAAGGAAGUAAUUUGUAUUUUCUUACCUUUUCGGAGAAGUAACUGUAAUUUUUUACCCUUCACUUUUUUCGGGUAAUUUUUACAACACUCGUGAAUUCUAAUUUAAACAGGUGGACGACUUCACAAGUGCAUUUUAUUUCUCAGUUGAAACUCAACAAACUAUUGGUUAUGGUGGCCGACAGAUUACGACCAAAUGUGUUGUUGCUGGCUUACUACUGCAAUUCCAAUCCCUUGUUGGAAAUUUGAUUGAGUGCAUUACUCUCGGACUUAUAUUCUCCAAGAUAAUACGGCCAAUCAAACGAGCAAAAACGGUCGUGUUUUCAAAGAAAAUGUUGAUAAACAGAAGGGGAAACCAAAUGUGCCUGAUGUUUCGAUUAACAGACCUGCGCGAUAGUCAGAUAGUUGAAUCACAUGUGAGGCUGCAACUGUUUAGUACUUUUGAGGAAAAUGGUAGAAUUUACCCCCAUCACCAACAAGACCUUGAUGUUAAGUAUGAUUGGAAUUCAGACAGUGAUAAGCAAGAUCAACUGUUUUUACUAAUACCGCUAACAAUCAUUCACAUUAUCGAUGAAAAUAGCCCAUUUUACGACUUAACGCCAGCAACAUUGUUGACGUCCAAAUUUGAAAUGGUCGCAGUUCUUGAUGGAAUUGUAGAGUCGACAGGCAUGAACACACAAGCAAAGACAUCGUACCUGCCAGACGAGAUACUCUGGGGGUACGAUUUUGUGAAUUUAAUGUCCGAGGAUAAUUUUGAUAGCGUUACAGGGAAGUUCUGGGUGGAUUUUGAACGACACGAUGAUGUGGUGCCAGUAGAAUUACCUAAAUGUUCAGCUCGAGAUCAACACGAGUUGUCGUUAACCAGAUCUAGUAUUAUAUAACUGAGAGUAGUGUUCGUAAAAACGGUACCAACAAAGAUAAUUAUUGGCUGAUGUUGAAUUAAUGUGGCAACGUGUUAUGUGCAUAGUUAUAAAUAUUAAAUAAUUUAUAUCUCAUGCCUUGUUAAUUCUUAUAAUAAUUUUUAUUUUAUCAGGAUUUUGGGGCAUAUACCUUACUAAGGCAUCAGUGAUCACCUUAGUAUACAGGUGAGAUCUUAGAGACAUGGUAAAUAUCUCCUUACGAGAACAAUCAAUUCACAAAUAGCUGCAAUAUUCAACUACUAAGCUUGAAACUUGUGUUCCCAUUAAGCUUUGUGCACUUAGAGUUUAAGGUUUAAAGUUUAGAGUUUAAUGUUUGCAAAGGACAAUCUUAAGUUUUUGAAUUAGCUGUAUACAAAGGUCGCGCUUAUUUGCAAAGGUCGCCACAUGCAAAGCUUCUGUCAAAAGCUUACGCGCCAUGAUUUUGUGUUUUUUUUCGCGCCACAAUUUUUUCAACUUGGUUCACUACUGCAAAGUCUUGCUUGACUACUGUAAUUUGAAUUGUAAUUGUUGUUCACAGUUCGCU